AUGAUGGAGGCCCUGAAAGGAACUGAACUCUGCUAUCCACACCUGAACUCCUCCUGCAAGAAGCCUACACAUCCUUACACCCAGGCCAUGCUAAUUUAUGUUCUGCUUUCCUCCAUUUCUCUUGUCACUGUGGCUCUCAACCUGCUGGUCAUCAUCUCCAUCUCCCACUUCAGGCAGCUCCACACCCCCACCAACCUCCUCAUCCUCUCUCUGGCUGUCUCAGACCUCCUUGUGGGCUUCCUGCUGAUGCCGGUUGAAAUCAUCUACAUAGAAGCAUGCUGGUUUCUAGGUGACAUUGUGUGCACUCUGUAUUAUGUUGUAGACUACAUCAUUACCUCUGCCUCAGUGGCCAACAUGGUGUUCAUAUCAUUUGACCGUUAUGUAGCUAUCUGUGACCCUCUGCAUUACCCCACCAAAGUCACCAAGAGAAAAGCACAAGUCUAUGUUUGUUUGUGUUGGAUUUGUUCUGUUGUCUAUAGGAUUCUCCUUUUGAAUGAUCACUUGGAGCAACCAGGCAGGUCCAGCUCCUGUUUUGGAGAGUGUGUGGUUGUCAUCAAUUACAUUGCAGGGGUUGUUGACCUUGUUUUCACCUUUAUCAUCCCCAUUACUGCCAUUAUAGUUCUGUAUUUAAGAGUAUUUCUGGUGGCCCUGUCUCAGGCUCGAUCCAUUCGCUCUCACAUUACAGACGUAACAGCCCAACGUUCAAGGACUGGGGCUGUGAAGAAAACAGAGAUGAAAGCAGCCCGGACUCUUGGUAUUGUUGUAGUUGUGUUUUUGUUUUGUUUCUGUCCGUACUACUACCCCACUCUGGCAGGUGAAGACACCUCUAUCGAUGCUUCAUCCGCAGCAUUUGAGAUCUGGCUGGCACAUUUUAACUCCUGCCUGAACCCUGUCAUCUAUGCCUUUUUCUACCCCUGGUUCAGAAAAUGUAUUAAACUCAUUCUGACUCUUCAGAUACUGAAGCCCGGUUCCCGUGAUAUUAAACUACUAUAG
Molecule: messenger RNA, 993 nt
Organism: Toxotes jaculatrix (banded archerfish)
Lineage: Eukaryota; Metazoa; Chordata; Actinopteri; Toxotidae
Product: trace amine-associated receptor 13c-like
Exons: 2
Coding region: 1-993 (330 amino acids)
Biological process (GO): G protein-coupled receptor signaling pathway
Cellular component (GO): membrane
Molecular function (GO): trace-amine receptor activity
Source: RefSeq, a predicted model, not a curated record